AAAAAGAUACAGUACUUUCUUCUUCAGCUUCAUUGUCUGUCCCCCAUUUCUUGGUCUCUCUCUGUGCCAAGAGAGAGUCAGGUUAGAUAAGUUGUGAGAAAUGAAGGUGGUGGAGCAUUUAUUCUGGUAGAAUUAUCAACUAUGGAGAUGAAAAAUUCUUCUUCUUCUUUUUCAUGUGCUAGUAGUAGUAGCCUAGAAGAGGUGUCUGUAUCAUUUGGGAGGUUUGAGGGUGAUUGUUCUGCUUCAUGGGAGAAAUGGUCUUCUUUCUCACCAAAUAAAUAUUUGGAAGAAGUUGAGAAAUGUUCUACACCUGGUUCUGUAGCUCAAAAGAAGGCUUACUUUGAAGCUCAUUACAACAAGCCCAUUGUUGUUGCUGCUGCUGCUGCUGCUGCUAGUAAUCAAUACCAACAACAAACAGACACAGAUGUUUCUCCUGCCGUUCCUCAAGAAAUGGAUGAUUUAGAAUUGUCUAAUAAUAAUGAUCAUGGUAAGAUUAUCAUGACUGAAGUGACUGAUCCUGUUUUUGAUGUCAAAAUUGAAAAUUGUCAAAUAUUGCUUCAAGAGAAUAUCCAUCUAACCGAAUCUUUGGAGAAGGAGGUCACUGUGGAUGCAUCUGAGAAACCUCAAAAGGUAGAAAUCAACAAGAAACCUCAAAAGGUAGAAAUCAAGAAGAAACCUCAAAAGGUGGAAAUCAAGAAGAAAUCACCUUUGCCAUUAUUAACCAAAUCAACUAAGUCAACCUCUACUACUACUGUGGUUGCUUCUUCUUCUUCUUCUGCAAACGUGGUUACAUCAAUGGGAAAAAGCAUAAGUCCAGCCACAGACAGGAAAACAAAUUAUGCUAAUUCAUCAUCAUCCUUGCAUAAUAAUAUGUCUAUGAGCUUAUUAUUAGGUCAUGAUGCAACAACAACAACAACGAGAAAGUCGCUGAUUAUGGAGAAAAUGGAGGAUAAGGACAUUGUUAAACGAGCAUUCCGAACAUUCCAGAAUAAUUUCAAUCAAUCAAUUAGGUCUGCUGUGGAUGUGGCUGAUGAGAAGAAUAAAUCUACCCAAAGAAAACAGCUCUCAAUAUCAACUACUAGUCAGACUCAGACAAAACUCAACCAAAACGACAGCACUAGGAAGAAGACAACGACGCCAACACCAUUAGUAAAGGCCGAUAUACAGGGAAGCCAACCAGGAAGCAGCAAAGUGACCAAGUCACCCGGGUUACCAAAAGCAUCAGCUGUGGACCAAAGGAAGGCAAAACCUGCACCAUCUCCUGGCCUGAGAAACGACGACGAGAAGGAGGACAGAGCUGAAACAUUGAAGGAGAAGAAGAAAUUGGAGGAUAAAUCAGCCAAAUUAAAAGGAAAAACACAUCUCAGCACAAUUCCAAAGGGGAAAGGAGGGAAGGCUCAAGUCAUAGGUCAACCAAAGCCAAAGUCCAAAGUCAUUUAUCAGGAGGGAAAGACUACAACAAAGGGUGGCCUGUUGGAAAUGGAAGGCGCCAAAAAUGAGAAACACCGUCAACCAGAAUUGCGUGUAUGAGAAUGAUCUCCAUAAAUUAUUAAGACCCACAUAUAUUUGUACUUAUGGAUCCUCAUUCAUAGUUUUUCAUCUAUUGGUUCAGUUGAUCCAUACACUGAAUACGAUCAAUCAAAGGUAAGAAGUAACAAACAAAACAAACCAAAUCUUUAUUUAUCAUUUGAAUUUGGAAAAAAGAAUCAUGGAGAGAUCGAAAGAGUUAUGUU
Molecule: messenger RNA, 1733 nt
Organism: Impatiens glandulifera
Lineage: Eukaryota; Viridiplantae; Streptophyta; Magnoliopsida; Ericales; Balsaminaceae
Product: protein WVD2-like 7
Exons: 9
Coding region: 142-1530 (462 amino acids)
Source: RefSeq, a predicted model, not a curated record